AUGAAAGCUUUGAUUUUUCUCAUGCUCACAGUAUUGCUCAGCUUAUGUCUAGCUGAUCCGGUCACCGAAUCUUCAGAUAUCAAACAAUCUUCAGCGCAAGCAGUUGCGCCAACUCUUCCCCAAGUUGCCACGUCACCACAUCCGUUUUCGAGGCAGAUCGCAGCACCUUCAAGAAUCGCCAGAAGAUCUAUUACUCCAGUUCCAUUAAUUAGUGAGUUCAAAAAGAAUUUUUGUUAAAAAAGAAAAAAUUUAAAAAAUAUUAUAUUUUUAGGAGCUCGUCGUGUCACAUCACAAUAA
Molecule: messenger RNA, 297 nt
Organism: Caenorhabditis angaria
Lineage: Eukaryota; Metazoa; Nematoda; Chromadorea; Rhabditida; Rhabditidae
Source: the annotation of a GenBank genome assembly